AUGGUCGAGUUUCUCACUCACUCGGGGAUUCUAACUGCUAAAAAGUUGGAUGAUUGUGAAGCCAAAGGAUCUUUCUUCAUCGAACUAAACUUCCCUGUGAUUACAACUUAUAAACUCGUCUUGAAACCCUUGAAAGGAGCUACUAAAUCAACUUCAACAGAUCAAAUCAUGGUUGUGCUUUCAUCUUGGGAAUCUGUGACUGAUUUGCAGCCAAGAAUCGAUGAAAUCAUGAAAUGCCCCGGUAAAGUGAUGAUUGUUACCGCUGCUGCUCCUCAAGGAUCUGCUUAUGAUUUCUGCAGUAGACUCUUUGCUCCGAAAUUAGGGCUCAAUGAGUGCACAUUGUUCAUUAGCACAUUACUGGAGCCUCAAGAUGAACAAUGUGAUUUCCUCGCAUACGCGGUGAUUCCUCUCUCUCUCUCUCUGAAGGUUCAUUAUGAUAAGGAGAAGCAGAGAGUUUUGCUCACUGGCAAAGCUGCGACUGUCAUGAAAGGCUCUAUCAUAAUUUAA
This is a messenger RNA of Arabis nemorensis, 507 nucleotides long. The record is from the annotation of a GenBank genome assembly. Lineage: Eukaryota; Viridiplantae; Streptophyta; Magnoliopsida; Brassicales; Brassicaceae.